AUCUUUAAUCGAGAACAUGAACAAUAAUCGUUAAUCGUUAUGUUGACUACACACGUGCUGCUUGUGAAGCAUUUGUGUACCCUAAAGAAAGAAAGACAAACUCAACUUAUGACGUAUAUAAAAUGUGACGAAUAUCAUCUUUGCUUUGAGACUGAAGCAACAUUUCGACUUUAAUAAACACAACUUUGAUGUCUUUGACAAUUCAUGAACGGUAACGUUGUUUAUUCAAAAGCUUCCACUGGAGGGCACUAAAGGCAAGACAUUGAUACAGUACAACCUCAAGAUACGAGUUUAAUUGGUUCUGUGACGAACAGCUCGUAUUGCUUGUCACGUGACUUCUUCCCGGAAGUGGACAGCAGUGGUGGUCAACCAAGCCAAGAUGGCCUUUGUACAGCAAGCAGCUAUCUGAGUACGCAAGGGGCCUAGAUCUUACCACAAAAAGCAGAUACGAGCAAAAAAAUCCAACUACGGAAUGGAAUAGAACCUGUACUUGAUCAAAAAAAGAUUUGUGGAGUGAUACCAAGGAUUAUACGUCUGUGGACUUCCCAGGCAUAUUGUGCUCCAGACAUCAUUCUACAUGACUUGGAACAAAACUUCUUUGUGUGUGUCUGGGUCAAGGACAUUGGUAUCAACACUCUCCCGGAUAAAUAUGUAUCGUUCUUGCCCAGGAUCAAGGACUUGUGUCAGCAGUUUCCACAGGGGAUCACUGACCAGGUGAUCCAGAACGACAUGCCUCACCUGGAACCUAAGCAGAGAGCCAUGGCCAUCAACAAGCUGCUCUCAUUGGGCCUGCUGGACCUCCUGAGGAACAGUUCUGGACUCCUCUACAGGCUGAAGGACUCCCAGAGUGCCAGUAAGAUGAAAGGCUCUGACAACCAGGAGAAACUAGUCUAUCAGAUCAUUGAAGAUGCUGCAAACAAAGGUAUCUGGAGCAGAGACAUCCGCUUCAAGAGCAACCUUCCUCUCACAGAGAUCAACAAGAUCCUGAAGAACUUGGAGAGUAAAAAACUCAUCAAAGCUGUGAAGUCUGUGGCGGCGUCCAAGAAGAAGGUGUACAUGUUGUACAACGUGCAACCUGACCGCUCGGUGACAGGGGGGGCGUGGUACAGCGACCAGGACUUUGAGUCAGAGUUUGUGGAGGUUCUCAACCAGCAGUGCUUCAAGUUCCUGCAGACCAAGGCGGAGGCGGCCAGGGACGGUAAGCAGAGUCCCAUGAUGCAGAGGAACGCUUCCUUCGCCACCUCACACGAAGUCUGGAAGUACAUCUGCGAGCUGGGAAUCAGCAAGGUGGACCUGUCCAUGGAGGACAUGGAGACCAUCCUCAACACCCUGGUCUAUGACGGCAAAGUGGAGGUGAGCGUCAUGGCCGCCAAGGAGGGAACACUGGGCAGCGUGGACGGACACAUCAAGCUCUACCGCAGCGUCCACGCCAUCGUCCCGCCCACUGGCCUGGUCAAGACGCCCUGCGGCCUCUGCCCGGUUUUUGACGACUGUCACCCAGGAGGAGAAAUCUCACCGUGGAACUGUGUGUACCUGGACGAGUGGUUGGACUUCUGAUGAGUGGAACUGUGUGUACCUGGACCAGUGGUUGGACUUCUGAUGAGUGGAACUGUGUGUACCUGGACGAGUGGUUGGACUUCUGAUGAGUGGAACUGUGUGUACCUGGAUGAGUGGUUGGACUUCUGAUGAGUGGAACUGUGUGUACCUGGACCAGUGGUUGGACUUCUGAUGAGUGGAACUGUGUGUACCUGGACGAGUGGUUGGACUUCUGAUGAGUGGAACUGUGUGUACCUGGACCAGUGGUUGGACUUCUGAUGAGUGGAACUGUGUGUACCUGGACGAGUGGUUGGACUUCUGAUGAGUGGAACUGUGUGUACCUGGAUGAGUGGUUGGACUUCUGAUGAGUGGAACUGUGUGUACCUGGACCAGUGGUUGGACUUCUGAUGAGUGGAACUGUGUGUACCUGGAUGAGUGGUUGGACUUCUGAUGAGUGGAACUGUGUGUACCUGGACCAGUGGUUGGACUUCUGAUGAGUGGAACUGUGUGUACCUGGACCAGUGGUUGGACUUCUGAUGAGUGGAACUGUGUGUACCUGGACCAGUGGUUGGACUUCUGAUGAGUGGAACUGUGUGUACCUGGAUGAGUGGUUGGACUUCUGAUGAGUGGAACUGUGUGUACCUGGACGAGUGGUUGGACUUCUGAUGAGUGGAACUGUGUGUACCUGGAUGAGUGGUUGGACUUCUGAUGAGUGGAACUGUGUGUACCUGGACCAGUGGUUGGACUUCUGAUGAGUGGAACUGUGUGUACCUGGACGAGUGGUUGGACUUCUGAUGAGUGGAACUGUGUGUACCUGGACGAGUGGUUGGACUUCUGAUGAGUGGAACUGUGUGUACCUGGAUGAGUGGUUGGACUUCUGAUGAGUGGAACUGUGUGUACCUGGACCAGUGGUUGGACUUCUGAUGAGUGGACAUCUUCUUCCCUCGAUCAAUAAAGUUAUCAAUCCUUCACUGGUGCUAGCAUGUUAGCUAAGCUACCUAGCACAUUGCUAACAUUCCAAUAAAUCAACUUUAUUUAUACAAUAAAUGUUUUUUAAUUGUAUCAAUAUAGUUACUAUUUGUAACUUCUUCAAUCCUUCACUUGUGCU
Messenger RNA from Nerophis lumbriciformis (worm pipefish), 2644 nucleotides. RefSeq names its product polymerase (RNA) III (DNA directed) polypeptide F (gene polr3f). Gene Ontology annotation, cellular component: RNA polymerase III complex. Gene Ontology annotation, biological process: transcription by RNA polymerase III. NCBI's taxonomy places the organism in Eukaryota, Metazoa, Chordata, Actinopteri, Syngnathiformes, Syngnathidae. The record is from RefSeq and is a predicted model, not a curated record.